AUGGAGACUGUUCUGCGUGAAGCAUGCGAUAACUGCCAUCGCCGAAAGACUCGCUGCCCAACUGAUGGCGGUGGUCCCUGCACCAACUGUCGAGCCAGUGGUCAGGUCUGCACCUUCAGUCCUCGUAAUCGAACUGGUCGUCCUCGAGUGCGGCCAUCUCGUGCCAAACGCAACCGAGCGAGAACACCGAGUCUUACACAGACGGAUGGGGAUAAUAAUGCAGGAAGCAACAUACCGAUUGUCUUCGAUCCCGUCCCCGGUUGUACCACUCCUAUACCGAGUAUAGUGCUUGGUGGAGCGGAGGGGGUGCAUGCAAGUCUGCCUGAUGAAAGUACCCUUGCAAAUGAUCCCUUAUACAUGCAUUCUCCCUGGGAGAGCUCAUUGGAACCAUUCCCAAUGUCACUCACAGAGCCAUUGAUUCCAUUUGACAACGAGCUCCCAUUUUUCUUGUCUGAAGAAGUUGACUCUCUAUGUAAAAGUCCUUCCCAGAUAACCGACAAUGAAGUCUCGCAACGGGACUUGGCUUUUCUCUCCCCGAACAAAGACCACAGUGUGGCUCGGACAACAUCACCCGCACUUGCCCCCGAAAGGCAUCCUCAGCAAUCAUACAUGGAAGACGGCCCCGAGCGGAAGGAAAAUAGUUUGAUAACCGUAUACGGGCAACUCUCCCAGCUCCUCUUCGCCCUACACCUAGCCCACGACACCUUCUGCCGCGGAGGUAUCAAUGACCGAAACUCAAUCGAACAGAUCUUCUCCACAGUUUCAUCCCUCUGCGAUGUCAUGACUUGGCUCUCGCAAUCGAAAUCCCCUGCAUCCGGCUCGACCUCAUCCCCCUGUCCUCUUCUGAUCAUCUCGAUGGUCAGCACUGUGGUGGACAUAUACCGGCGAGUUUUGGAUGGUCUCCAGCCGUCAAUGGGGCUCAUGCAGCGCCCCUGUUCUUUGGGAUAUGCGCUACCAUCGCCCCCGAUCUCCAUCACGCCUCAAUCAUCGCGGCAGCAGCAGCAGCAGCAGCCCUCUGAUACUCAUACGCGACUGCGAUGUUUAUCCGAUAGCAUCACGAUGGAUUUCCAGCUCGGUCUUUUGGACGGUAUCUUUGACUGGGGGUGUUCGGAAACAAAUAAUGAGAAAGAAGUGCGUCGAAAGCUAGAGGAUGCACGGAAGGAACUUCAGGUGUUCAUGGAAGAGUGGAAGAAAAUGGCAUAG
Molecule: messenger RNA, 1203 nt
Organism: Aspergillus chevalieri
Lineage: Eukaryota; Fungi; Ascomycota; Eurotiomycetes; Eurotiales; Aspergillaceae
Product: Zn(II)2Cys6 transcription factor domain-containing protein
Exons: 2
Coding region: 1-1203 (400 amino acids)
Biological process (GO): regulation of DNA-templated transcription
Molecular function (GO): DNA-binding transcription factor activity, RNA polymerase II-specific; zinc ion binding
Source: RefSeq, a predicted model, not a curated record